Molecule: messenger RNA, 1141 nt
Organism: Pyricularia grisea
Lineage: Eukaryota; Fungi; Ascomycota; Sordariomycetes; Magnaporthales; Pyriculariaceae
Exons: 2
Coding region: 69-863 (264 amino acids)
Biological process (GO): U4 snRNA 3'-end processing; TRAMP-dependent tRNA surveillance pathway; nuclear polyadenylation-dependent rRNA catabolic process
Cellular component (GO): cytoplasmic exosome (RNase complex); nuclear exosome (RNase complex)
Molecular function (GO): RNA binding
Source: RefSeq, a predicted model, not a curated record
CUAGGAAACAUAUGAUGGGAACAGCUGCAUCAUAAAAACCUUCCCAUUGCGUGGCCAACCACAAAACGAUGGCGGCGGCGACAGAAGGCCCAUUCGUCCUCCCCGGCGAGGCAAUUGACCCCUCCCUAAUCCCAACCCACCCAAAACGGCCACUCCGCCUCGGUCCCGGCUUGCGACACAUUCCGCCCGCCGAGAUCGUGCCCACCGUCGCCGGCAAGCUAGUAAUCAACCCCGCCAAACCAUCGCUGUCGCUUGACUACAAUGGAGGUCGCUACGUCCCAGAACCCAACGACCUCGUUAUAGGCCAGGUCCACCACUCCUCGGCCGACUUCCACUUCGUCACCUUGGCGCCACACACCACCAACGCCCUACUACCCGUAUUGGCGUUCGAGGGUGCCACGCGCAAGACCCGUCCCGUCCUGCCCGCCGGCAGCCUAGUGUACGCGCGCGUCGCCUCCGCCAGCCGCCACAUGGAUGCCGAGCUCGAAUGUGUGUCGCAGACGACCGGCAAGGCGGACGGCCUGGGCCCGCUGAACCCGCCCGCUGCCGCAGCACCGGGUGCUGGUGCGGCUGCUGCUGCAUCAUCCACCGGGACCGUCUUCAAUGUUAGCCUCGGAAUGGCCAGGAGGUUACUCAUGCCCCAAGCCGAGCGGGACGCCGGGCUGGUGGUGCUAGAUGCGCUCGCAGCCGAGGGUCUGGCCUUUGAGACGGCCGUUGGGAGGAACGGAAAGGUCUGGGUCGCGAGUGAGAGCGUCCCGACCCUGGUGCUCGUGGGUAGGGCGCUGGCUGAGGUGGACGAAAAGGGUUUAAGUAUGGACGCGCAAAGAAAGCUCGUCAAGAAGCUAGUGAGGGAGAUGAGUUGAAAAAAAAAAAAAUCAAUUCCUUGGCUAGCUAAAUCCGAAUCCGAAUCCCAAAACAAAACGAGGCAGGACCUGAGUAUCUGGCGGAUAUGCCGCAACGUGACCUGAAGAUGGCGAAAGCCCAGACAUAAAACCAGCAAACCCACUUUCCUAGCUGCCCACGGCCUCUGUCCUACUCAACGACAUCCUCUGGCGCAAGAGUACACCUGGUACGCCACGUGGUAGCAGCGGCCUCGAAUUAAGCCUUUAAGAAGACUAUUUCUCCUCGAUGUGCUCCUGAG